GGGACCAAACAGCUUGAGCUGCCUUGCUGGGGAAAUCGGCAAGUCUCCCAAACGUUCUUGGAGAAAUGGGAGCAGCCUGCUGAAAGAGAAAGAACAGGGGCGGGGGCAUUCUCUCGGUGCCCCCCCCCCCGAGCAGCCCUGCCCCCAAAUGGCCAGCAUACCAGCGAUCUUGCAAGGCCUAACAGAUGACGAAGACAUCAAGGUGCUCCUGAAAGGGUCCCUCCUCUGGAAGAUCAAGGGCCGCCAGCAGCAGAAGCAGCGGCUUCACCGCCUUCAGGAAGAUGGGAUGACCAUCUGGUUCGAGACCCGCUUCAAAAGGGCCCACUCUAAACACGUCUUCUCCAUCUUGCACAUCGAAAGCGUGCGUGAAGGCUACCAGUCUGAGGGGCUGCGGAAAUAUGGCGGCUCUUUCCCCGAGCCCCAGUGCUUCACAAUCGUUUUCCGAGGCAAGCGGAAAAACCUGGAUCUCGCGGCCCAGACUGCCGAGGAGGCUCAGCGAUGGGUGAGAGGCCUCACCAAGCUAAUGGCCAGAGCAGAAACCAUGAGCCAGCGGGAAAAGCUGGAGCACUGGAUUCAUGACAUCCUGCAGCGAGCGGAUAAGAACAAGGACAACAAGAUGAGCUUCAAGGAGAUCAAAAACAUGUUGCGCAUGAUCAACAUUGACAUGAAUGACAUCUAUGCCUACAGACUCUUCAAGGAGUGUGAUAAAUCGAACAACGACCGCCUGGAGGAGCAUGAGAUCGAGGAGUUCUGCACGCGUCUGAUGGCACGCCCUGAGCUGGAAGAGAUCUUCCAUGGCUACUCGGGUGAGGACUGCGUGCUGUCCGCGGAGGAGCUGCGAGAAUUCCUGCGUGACCAGGGUGAGGAGGCGAGCUUGCAGCGGGCUCGGGAGAUCAUCCAGAUGUACGAGCUGAACGAGAAAGCCAGGCAGCACGACCUCAUGAUGCUGGACGGAUUCACGAUGUACCUGCUCUCCUCAGCCGGAAGCGUCCUCAACCAAGCCCACACUGACAUCUACCAAGACAUGACGCAGCCCCUCUGCCAUUACUUCAUCUCCAGCUCCCACAACACCUACCUGACGGACAACCAGAUCGGAGGUGCCAGCAGCACCGAGGCUUACAUCCGUAUCUCAGCAGCUGUCGUGGCUCCUGUGGCCCCAACGGGCCAGCUCCGCACCCGGGCCCAGUCCUUUACCAAGCACUCCCCCUUCCCUUUGAUCCUCUCACUGGAAAACCACUGCGGUCUGGAGCAGCAAUCCAUCAUGGCGCGGCACAUGAAGACCAUCUUGGGGGACAUGCUGCUGACUCUGCCGCUGGACGGAGACACGCCCAAACAGCUCCCCUCCCCAGAGCAGUUAAAGUGGAAGAUCUUAGUGAAGGGGAAGAAGCUUCCAGAUGACAAGAUUGACUCAGAAAGAGGGAGUUUCACCUCCAGUCACGAAGAGGAGACUGAGGAGGAUGAAGACGAGAGGUCUGCAAACUCUCUCCAGGAGAUCAAACCAUUACAGGCCAAGGAUGCCACGCAGAUUUCACGGGAGCUCUCGGACGUGGUUGUCUAUUGCCGGUCUGUCCCCUUCCAAAGCCUGGCGCGUGCCCUGCAUCAGCAGCAGCCCACGGAGAUGUCUUCGUUCAGUGAGCGGAAAGCCAGGAAGCUGAUCAAGGAAUCGGGAAACCUUUUUGUCCGCUGCAACACUCGACACCUCAGCCGGAUUUACCCCUUGGGGCUCAAGAUGAAUUCCUCCAAUUACAACCCACAGGAGAUGUGGAAUGCCGGCUGCCAACUAGUGGCGCUUAAUUUCCAGACGCCAGGGGCAGAGAUGGACCUCAACGACGGGCGCUUCCUGGUGAACGGGCGUUGUGGCUAUGUGCUGAAGCCGGCCUGGCUGCGCCACAGCCAGACCAACUUUGACCCCGAGUCCCCCCGGCGGGGCACCGGCCAGCGCCCCGUUGCCCUCACGAUCAAGGUGAUCACAGCACAGCAGCUCCCCAAGCUGAACAAGGAGAAGAACUCCUCCAUUGUGGACCCCUUUGUGCGCAUCGAGAUCCACGGCGUUCCCGUUGACUGUUGCAAGAAGCAGACGGAGUAUCGGCUGAACAACGGGUUUAAUCCAUGCUGGAAUGAAACGCUGACAUUCCCGGUCCGGGUUCCAGAACUGGCGCUGGUGCGCUUCGUAGUGGAGGAUUACGACACAACUUCUUCCAACGACUUUGUGGGACAAUUCACUUUGCCGCUGCCCAGUGUAAAAGAAGGGUAUCGCCACAUCCACCUGCUCUCCAGAGAUGGCACGCCAUUGUCUCCCGCCACGCUUUUUGUGCACGUGAAAUGCAAGAAGAUGUGAAAACGAGUGGAGAAAGACGCAAAGGCCACGGGCAGGAAAACAGCUGAGCAGCUGCGCUAAUAACUUGGUCCCCCCCUCCCCGCCCCCGUCAAACUGUGUGUGCUUCUGAGCCACAAAGAUGAAGCGGUGUGGGGCCAGCCCCUGUGGGCUGGGCUGAGACAGUGGUUUGAGAGUCAGUCAACCCUUGCUCGAAGGUUCCAGCUCCGUUAGGGUCCGGGAUCUGACGAAAUGGGGGUGCUGUUGAGUUUGAAAGCAGAAAGCCUCUUCUGAACCCCAUUUGGGGUGCUGGGAGAGGGUGCCCACCUCACCCCCUUCCCCCUGAGUAGCUUGGGAAACAAGCCACAAGAUGGCGAGAUUCAGCUGAGUUUCCUACAGUCACGCACACCUUACAAGUAGCAGUUAGUGAAAGGAUUUAUUAAGCUGUCUUUCAGGGAAGAGGGAGCAGGGGUGCAAAUGUGGAGCGGAAUAGAGAACUGCCAGCCUGCACAGACAUCGGGACUGUGGAUACAGUGUGAACAUUUGGGCAGGUGUGGGCCUGCCUCAGAGGCCUCCGUUGUUCAUUGUGCGGCCUAUGCGCAACCGCACGGGCUUGGGUUUUAGCUGAAGUCACCAAAGGCAGAAACGCCUUGCCGAGACCUCCGGUUGGGUAAGAAAACUGUGUCUGUGCUUCUGUGGGAAACAGGCUACCAACCCAUCUAAACAGACAGACAAUUUAAGAAACCCAUCCGUGGGCUUUUGCCCUGACAAUAGAAGCUUUUUAGCUUUCGCUAGUGCCUGGCGGACGCAAGGUACAAGCCAGUGAGGGCCAUGCAUUGGAUGUGAACAGCCCUACGCCCCUCCCCUCGAAUCAGACUCUCCAACAGCUGACAGACCUGUCGUGCAAUGAAUGUGGAGUUAGAUUUGAGUGCAGAAGCACCUUAGAAGCCAAGGAAGGUCUCAGGGUGAGGCCUUUCGAGAGUCAAAGCACUCCCUUCGUCAGAUGCAGCAGAACUCUGAGGGGUGCUGCAAAAGAAUGCUUGUAAAAUAUGCAGCGGUACCAUGGAGAUUGUAAUUGGCUUGAGAGAGCAGAAGGGAAAUGUCUUGGGGGCAGAAAAUUGGCAUCUGUAGUGAGAUAAGAAUCCUGUGUCCCUAUUCAGCCCUGGGGGGCAGGUACAUUGUUCGGAACUUGUGAAUGAACUGUAGUCCAGCAAUCUCCUGCUGUAAUUUCCCUUUGAAAUUUCUUCGUUUGAGGACCGCUACUGUACAUGCAGUGCCGUUUGUAUUCCCCAGUAUUAUAAAGUCUCCCUGUAGCUUCAGGGCUUCUCUUAUAGAGAA
Gekko japonicus is the source of this 3652-nucleotide messenger RNA. It is a transcript of the gene PLCD3, whose product is annotated as phospholipase C delta 3. Gene Ontology annotation, molecular function: calcium ion binding; phosphatidylinositol-4,5-bisphosphate phospholipase C activity. The transcript is spliced from 16 exons. The coding region runs from base 149 to 2338 and encodes 729 amino acids. Gene Ontology annotation, biological process: lipid metabolic process; intracellular signal transduction. The record is from RefSeq and is a predicted model, not a curated record. Lineage: Eukaryota; Metazoa; Chordata; Lepidosauria; Squamata; Gekkonidae.